AUGGUAGAAAUAUACAUUAAUAGACAACGUAGUGAGGAGCUGGAAUUACAGUUGACAGCAGAUUGGAAUUUGAAUCUACCUAAAGACUUAUCGCUUUGCGAGGACAUUUCAAAGACGAUCGAGAGAGCAAUAUCGAAGCUCCGGGAGUCGAACACAUAUAUGCGUUCCGUAUCUGAGAGUGGCGAGGAUGUAGAACUGGAAAAGUAUAUAAAAGAAAACGAAAUGGUAAUACGCCGUAAGAUUUACCAGCUCAACCAGGUUAAAACGCAUAUGGACAAACUACGACCCGAUAUGGACAAGGCAGAAAAUGUCUAG
This is a messenger RNA of Babesia bigemina, 315 nucleotides long. RefSeq lists its product as hypothetical. NCBI's taxonomy places the organism in Eukaryota, Apicomplexa, Aconoidasida, Piroplasmida, Babesiidae. Bases 1 to 315 code for a protein of 104 amino acids. The transcript has 3 exons. The record is from RefSeq and is a predicted model, not a curated record.